Messenger RNA from Nylanderia fulva, 2272 nucleotides. RefSeq lists its product as uncharacterized. Lineage: Eukaryota; Metazoa; Arthropoda; Insecta; Hymenoptera; Formicidae. The record is from RefSeq and is a predicted model, not a curated record.
CAACCCUGACCCUGACGCCGACAUUUCGCGUAAUUACGUACAUUGUGCAUUUUGUGAUGCUGUCAGAAAAUUUGCGUUUUUACUCCGUGAGCGUUGUUCGAUGCAGAUUUAUGCGAUAUUAUGCAAUUAUCUGUCACAUAUGCACAGUGUGAUAAUUGCGACACACCUUUGCUGAGUUUCGGCGCUCAAACUUGUUUGUUAAACGACAUUGACGUGCACGUUCGUGUUUAACGGUUCCCGCUUUUCCUAACGGAUAUAAUUCAAUCAGAAUGUCUACAACUGGGAUGUCUACACGUUCCUCUUGUCUGAAAUCUCAUCACCCUUCUAUAAAGGCUGUACCUGAAAGUAAGCUCAGAUCUAAAAGAGUCAUUAAUAAAACCAAUAAAAGUUUACAAAAAAUUAAUGUUAAUGCAAACAACAAAAGAUUAAAUGUAUCAAAAAUAAAUGUGUCUGCAAAUAGCAGUCAAUCUUUACGAAGAUGCUUGCGUCCACGGAAUAAAAAAAAUUACUGUGAAGAUUCAAAAUUACUGCAGCAAUAUCUUUCACCAAAACAACAAAAGAGUGUGGUAAUGUUAGAGAACUUAGAUUUGGAAAAUAAUAAAAAAAUGCCUGUAUACAAAACCAUAAAAUCUCCUGAGAAAUCAUUAGAAAAUAAAAUGGAUGUAUAUGAUUUUAAAUUUGAUAUUAAUGUCAAAGAGAAAGUUACUAAGAAAAAGCAGAAGAGAAAAGUUAGCAAACAGAAAGGCAAAACAACUAAAAGAACUACACGUAAGAAGGUUACUAUACAAUCGCAAAUAAUUAACAAUGAAGAAAACAAAUUUCUUGGACUUGAUACAAAUACUGUAAAGUCUACACAAAAUAAUUCUUCAAAAUCUGCAAUAGAAGUGAUAGUUACAAAAUCGACAAAGAAAAAUAAAGAGAAAAUUAAGACACCAGAUGCAGAUAUUCAGAUGGUGCAAGAAUCAGUAAAGGAAGAUAAUGUGAUUGAAGAGAUUGAAUCACCAAGCAUAAAUACAGAUAUACAGAUUGUAAGAGAAUCAAUGGAGGAAGAUACAGAAAAGAAGAGUGAAACGCCAAAAAUAAAUAUCAAUAUUGAAACUGUAGGAGAAACAAGUUCAUCUGAUAGAGCAUUUCCAAAACAAAUUAAAAAGCAAAAUGCAAACAAGCCAAAAGUUAUAUCUAUCAAAAAUGCAGAUAAUAUUACAAUCCUUAAAUCACCACCAUCCAGCAACACUGAAGAGUUUUGGCCCUUUCGGCCAAAGAAUAUAUUUGAUAAUAAGACCUCGGUAAAACAAGAGAAAAACUCAUUAAAUUAUUCAUUAUUGACCAAAUCUUUAUCCCCUAUCUUGAAGACUAGUGCCUUGGAUCAGGAAAGUCCCUGUCGACUUCCAACAACAUUAAUGUUUUCUCAGGCUAAAUACUUUGCUCAAAGUACACCAAAAUUGAGAUUUGAAGAUAAGAAAAUGAAUAAAAAGAAUGUAAAAAUGAGUCAAGAAAAUAUGGAAAUAAAUAAAGAAAAUAUAGACAUGAAUAAAGAAAAUAUGGAAAUGAAUAAAGAAAAUGUGGAAAUAAAUAAAGAAAAUAUGGAUAAAACAAAUAUACGUGGAAGAGAAAAAGACAAAAAGAAGAAAAUGACUUUCCACAAAAAGCACAAUAUAAUUAAAAAAAAACUUCCAAUUAAUCAAAAUACAGAAAAAAAUCGGACGAUAGAUACAAACAAGCAUAUACAUGCAGCACCUGCCAGAAUUUCUCUAGGAGAAAUAAAGAACUUUUUACAGCAAAAAAAUAUAAGUGACAACAAACAAACAACAGAUGAAGUGCAUGUUAAAGAUGACAAAUCACCUACGAUGCAAAAAGAUAAAGAUCUUAUAAAUUUUCUCAAUUUUUCUGACACAUUUGAUGUCUUGUCUGAAACAGAGAGACUAUCGAAUUUUAGAGCUGAGGUUCCUUUGUUCAUGGAUUUAGAGCCCACACAUUUUUCGAAGCCGCCUCAACAUUCAUAUAGGAAAAAACGAACUGUAAAAUUUGACCUUCUGGAGAGUGACGAAGAACAAGAAGAGGAGAAAGAAAAUGUGAAAUAUCAAACAAAGAAGAAGAAACUCACAAAGUUGACAAAAGAAACUGAAAAAAAAAUAGAAGAAUGGGCAAAAUCUGUUAAUAGUACAUUCGAAGAAAUUGACGAAUAUGACUUGUUAAUUGAGUAAUAUAGAAAGCAGAUUACUAAAACACAUAAUUAAAAAUUUAAGAAAGCCUGAAAGUGCAAAACACUAAA